AACUAGCUACUUAAAGUUGUUUAGCUACUCAUACAAUCCAAGAAGUAAAGUGUAAGUUAAGUGCUAGGUUACACCAUUAAUUGUUUUUAGCCUGAUGACACAAAUGCAAACAUAAGUUUAAAAAAAAAAACUGCAGAAGUUAUUCGUUAGCAUAUUUUCACGGAGCAACUAACAUGCAAGAUACUGUCUAAACUACUGACGCAGACACACUGAACUAGUCGCCUCCCCGUGGCGGCUGCUUUAUACCUAAUCUAGUAUACAUGCACUGCUGACGUGUUUUAGUAGGGGGUGUAGCAUUAAAUACUGGGGUAGGUUAGUAUGCGAGUAUAACAUGAACAGGCAGUCUUUUCAAGCUCGGUUAUAGCACCAGAUUGAUGGAGAAGAAUGGCCCGAAUCACGUUGGACUGUUCCAACUCUUUACCAGGGAUCCCCCUCAGUGUCCUAUCAGUGCCCAUGGAGAAUAAAUACAAAUGUCAGCGGUGUCUCCAGGUCCUGAGGAAGCCUGUCCAGGCUCAGUGCGGCCACCGCUUCUGUGUACACUGCUUCAAGCAGCUCACCAGUUCUGGGCCAAAGCCAUGUGAAGCCUGCCGCCAAGAGGAGAUAUAUGAAGAACCUAUUUCCAUUCUAAAUAGUAAUGAGGCAUUUCCAGACAAUGCAGCAGGUCGAGAAAUAGCAAGUCUGCCUGCCAGGUGUUUGAACCAGGGCUGCGAUUGGACAGGCUCAAUAAAAGAGUAUGAGGCUCAGCAUGAAGGUCGCUGUGAAUUUGAGCGGAUACAGUGCGACGCCUGCCAAACCUUAAUCCUUCGUACGGAGAAGGACAGACAUAAUGAGAGAGAAUGUGAAGCAAGAACACUCAACUGCAAAUACUGCAAAGUGACCUUCAACUUUAAAGACAUCAAGGCCCAUGAUGAGAUCUGUCUGAAGUUUCCCUUACAAUGCAAGGACUGUGGCAAGAAGAAGAUCCCAAGAGAAAAGUUCAAUGACCACACCAGGUCCUGCGCCAAGUCAAAGAGUGCCUGUCCAUUCAGUGAAGUGGGCUGUAAGUCUGUGAUAGAGAACGGGAAGCUCAGUGACCAUGAGCACAGCAGCACCAUGGAGCACUUGCGUCUGCUGCUGCCCAUGGUGCUGUCCAUGGCUCGGCCGCGUGCUGACGCUCCUGGUCCCGGGGAGUGGCAGGAGGACUCCGGUCUGGGCCUGUACAGGGCUCCUGAGGAGGGAGUCACUGUGGGCUCUGGAGCUGCAGCCUCUGUGCAGAACGUGGACUUGGAUAAAAAGGUGAACGCUUUAGAAAACAUCGUGUGUGUCCUGAACCGAGAGGUGGAGCGCAGUUCAGUUACAUUGGAGGCUUUCUCACACCAACAUCGUUUAGACCAGGAAAAAAUUGAAAACCUCACCAAUAAAGUGCGUCAGCUAGAGCGGACACUCACCAUGAGAGACUUGCAGCUGUCUGAAACUGAACAGCUGGUGCGUGAUCUCCAGUUCUGCACGUACGACGGGAUAUUUGUCUGGAAAAUCUCUGACUUCUCACGCCGCAGACAGGACGCUGUGGGUGGUCGAACACCUGCAAUGUUCUCUCCAGCGUUUUACUCCAGCAAAUAUGGAUACAAAAUGUGUCUGCGGCUGUAUUUGAACGGCGAUGGGACGGGUCGAGGAACACACCUUUCACUGUUCUUUGUCGUCAUGAGGGGCAAGUGCGAUGCGCUGCUCAAAUGGCCAUUCAGUCAGAAGGUAACUCUAAUGCUCUUGGAUCAGAACAACAGGGAGCACAUUAUUGAUGCUUUCCGCCCUGAUGUCACCUCCACUUCCUUUCAGCGGCCAAUCAGUGAGAUGAACAUCGCCAGUGGCUGCCCGCUGUUCUGUCCACUGGCUAAACUGGCUGGCAAGAGCCCCUAUCUGAGAGAUGAUACAAUUUUCAUUAAAGCCAUUGUAGACCUCACAGGCUUAUAGGGUGUAGACUGUGGAAGUUAGCCCAAAAUAUGUAUAAAGGAAAACAUAAUAAAUAAGUAAAUGAUUAACAAUAAUAAUAAUAUAGCUAUAUGAUAAUCUCUAUUAUGAUAUAUAGUAUGUGACUAUGAUAUUACAUAAUAUAUCUACAUUAUACAUUAAGAAUGUCAUCAAGAUGUUUUGGGAGUGUCACAUUAUGACAUGAUAUACAAGGGUGUGUAAAAUAACAAUCAUGGUAGUGGAUCUUUAGUGAAUAAAUUAGUCUCACUUAUAAGAGCCAGUGGACUGACAGCACUGCCAUGUCAUACCCGUGCUUUAUAUAAGUUUGGCCAUUUCUGUUAUUUUCUUAAUGUCUUGUAUAUUUAAUACUUUCGGCAGUACCUACAUCACAUAUACAAACAUAUAAAGCUGUCAGCAGGUGGUAAGCCGACGUGCUUAAAACAGUAAGAGCUUUAGUAACAUUAAGAGCUGCUGAGUUAAAUAUCUCUCUCAUGAUAAAAGAGGUCUGCAAUCAUCUGUCAUCCUAAUGUGACCCUCUUGGCAUUCAAAUGGAAUCUUAUAACAUAUUUUGUAACAGAUAAUACAAAUAUUUGUAUCACAUACCUUGUUUAUAUUAUACGUAUAUUAUAAUAAUUAUAAUACUCCGGACUCAGCUUUGCAUUGUGUGGUUCUUCAUAUCAGUGGUAGGCAAAUAGGGGCUCGUUGGCCAAAUCCGGCCCACCAACAAAAAUAUUUUGGCCCCCUGACCGACGUUGAAGUUUCCCUUUAAUAGUUUCCACCAAAACCUUUACAUGAUUUCUUUAUAAAGUCUAUGUAACUACAUAUAUUUAAAUUCCGAUGAAUAUGACUGCAUAACAUCUAAUACUGCUCCCACGUGAAGAGAGGCAUGUAAUCCACCGGUAUUGUGUCUCGCUUUGCACCAGGCCAUUUGAACAGUGUGUGGUGCUGAAAUGAAGUUUAAUGAACUCUAAUAAAACAGAUUAAUUAACAACAGUACUUUCACUCAAACGUAGAUGAAGCAGGCCACUUUUUAUCAUGUGGAUAAUCAAUUAUUAGAUCAUACGUUUGCAUAUGAGUCAUUUUCUGCCAAAUUAGUGUUAACAUAAGCUGCUGUAGCCAAAACUUACUGAGUCAAUCCUAAAACAAACAGCUUUAUACAUCAAAUGUAUUCUAAAUAAAUAUAAGAAAUGAAAGAAAUAAACAAAGAAAACAUUGAAACGUUAUAGACCCGUGUUUCCACUGCACCUGUAAGAGAUUGAACAAUGCUGAAAAAAACUGGCCUUACAUAGACCACCAACACAAGACUGGAGGUUAAUUUAUAGCAAAGUGUAGCAAUUUAAUAUUAUUAACUUAUACUUAUGAUUAUUCACUUCCCUAUAUUAACUUCAUUAUACAUUAUUUAAACUUCCCCUUUUAGCAUCAUACUUUGGUGUAUUUUUUUUAUCUACAAAAUGCUUCUAUAAUAAUUAUCCUAAAGCUUCUUUUAAUUAUUGAAUGUAUUGCCAUUUUAUGUAAGUAAUUUGCCAUAGAAUAUAUAUCUCUUUAUUGGGGCACUUUGGCAAUGAGAUAACUUCUGUUAUGAAUCGGCACUAUAUAAAUAAAAUUGAAUUUACCAUUUUUACUCCACCUUAACACAUCAAUAAUUUAAGCCUAUUCAAGAAAUCAUUACUUUUAGUUUUUGGUGAAAAAUUCUGUACUUUCAAUGAUGAUGUGGAUUAAUUGUUGUGCAUUUUCAUUAAAAUCACAAUAAAUAAUUGAAGCAUA
This is a messenger RNA of Siniperca chuatsi (mandarin fish), 3708 nucleotides long. It is a transcript of the gene traf2b, whose product is annotated as Tnf receptor-associated factor 2b. Gene Ontology annotation, biological process: positive regulation of JNK cascade; regulation of apoptotic process; tumor necrosis factor-mediated signaling pathway. The transcript has 11 exons. NCBI's taxonomy places the organism in Eukaryota, Metazoa, Chordata, Actinopteri, Centrarchiformes, Sinipercidae. Bases 385 to 1947 code for a protein of 520 amino acids. The record is from RefSeq and is a predicted model, not a curated record. Gene Ontology annotation, molecular function: ubiquitin protein ligase binding; tumor necrosis factor receptor binding; zinc ion binding. Gene Ontology annotation, cellular component: plasma membrane signaling receptor complex; cytoplasmic side of plasma membrane.